Molecule: messenger RNA, 3134 nt
Organism: Notodromas monacha
Lineage: Eukaryota; Metazoa; Arthropoda; Ostracoda; Podocopida; Cyprididae
Source: the annotation of a GenBank genome assembly
AUGCGAAAGUUGCAAGCGGUUCUUCUGGUCCUGGCCUGGGUGUCAGCUGCAGUCAUGGCACGCCCGCAUUCGCCCGCGGUGUCGAGUUUCUUCUCCUUGGCCCGGGCUGUGGAAGCCGAGGCUGUCGACGGACUUGACGACGCCGCGGAACAAGCCGUCGGGAAACUUGUCGACAACAAUGACGUGACGGACGGCAAGAGCAAGAUGGAGCAGGCGCCGGUCGUGGUGAGGAGUUUGCCAGACCACGCGGACGCCUAUCCGGCAUCGCACCAAGCAGAGGCGUCCAAUGAGCCAGCUGUCGUGGUCAAAAGGGAAAAUGAUAAAAGCGGGGAAGACGACGUCGUAGCCGUUGCUAAUGACAAGCCUGCACAAGCCGCGGAAACAAGCGAGGAAAUCAUUCCAGAGGAAAAAAAGGUCGUCCACGAAACCGACGACGACAGCGAUGGAAAGCCCAUCGAACAACUGGAAAAAGAUGAGGAAAACUCCGUCGAAUCCGAACAAACCGACGCCAAAAACGAGGGCCAGCACGACUCGGUCGAGAAAGUCGCGGAUGACAAGCAGGUGGUAACGCUGGAAAACGAUGCGGAGAAGUCCGCAGAAAUCAGCGCUGGCAUCGAGGAGAAAUCUUCGGAAGAGAAGCCUACACUGGAUGAGCCUGCACUCCACGUCGACAUCCACCCGGUCGGUCAAUCCGACUUGAACCCAGAACGUCCAGAACUUCACGUCAACGCCGUCGACAAACCUGUCAAUGACGAUGCAACUAGUGACGACGAAAAUCAUCACAGCGAAGGGGAGAAGAAACCCGAGGAAUCCGCGGAAAAGCAUCCGAAGGACCAGCAGUCUGAAGAGCACUCAGAGGCGAAUUCACCGGAACAGUCUCAAGAAUCUGACGCCGACCAACCCAAACAAGACUCUCAGCCGGAAUCGAUUUCCGAUAAAUCCAAGGAAGAGAACAACGAUUCCGUAGAUGCCCACGACUCUCAGGAACAGGUCCAAGAGAAUUCAGUCUCCGACCAGUCCCAAGAUGCGGAAGAGAAGGACGAUUCCAAAGAAACACACCAGCAUAAUAUUUCGGCCGAAAGUGACGAUGCCAAGCCACACCAAGAUGAUUCUGCUGAAGCGGAGUCGAAAGAAUUGGAACACGUCGCGGAUGAUGCAUCAAAUGAAAACAACCAGAAGCACGACGAACAAGAGGAAGCACAUUCCAAAGAAUCCGAGGAGCCAAAAAAAGACUACGCACUGAAAUCGCACUCGGAGGACUCCAAAAAUGAUUCAGAAGAGCCCGAGUCGAAAGAACAACAUGGCGAUAGCGAGCAAAAUGCAUCUACUGACCGAAACGAGAACACUGAAUCUGAGGACACUGCUUCGACCUCCGAAAAACCAAAAGCUGACGGUGAAAAAUCGCAGGAAGAGGCGGCGUCCGAGAGCAAAAGCGAUGAAGCCCAGGAACCAAAGGUCGACAAUCCCGCCAUUCCCAGCAACGAUGACGUGGACGAUUCUGUCUCAGAAAUUGAUCCCGAUGAUGAGGAAGAGGAACUCGGGGAAAAAGCAGCUCCUUCGGUUGAGGAAGAAGAACGAAAGGACGAAUUGAUCCAAGAACCACCCUCUGUGCAGGAAAUGUCCGCGGAACAGGUCGAAGUCCAAGAUGAAGAGCAGGAGGCGCAGGCCAGGCUGGGUGAGCUUCCUGCUGAUGAUGAAUCACCUGUGCCAGAGCACAAGGCUCAAGACUUGUUGCUGCCUGAAAUCUCAGAUGAGGAAGAGAAUGACUCUGAACUUGAGCCUGUUGAAUAUCCUGUGCCUACACUGGAGCAACAGCAGGAUUUCAUCAAGCACAUCUCGACCUACAACCACUUUUACGAUGCUUUUCUCAGAGCAGUUCGUUCCUCCGUCCGUGCGGACAAGAAAACCCUGGCUGUGCAAUUCAAGUACAAAUAUGAGGAAGUGAUGGAUGAAGGGUACUUGAAGAAGGACGAGAAUGAUGGAUCGUAUGAGGAAGACGAUUGGGUUGAACGAUUCAAGCAGGGCGGUGGUGUCAGUGAAGAAAAUUCCGCUGGUGUGUCUGGAGAGACGAAAGAAGCUGCUGAGGUUUCAGAUGAAGGCGAAGAUGCGAAACCGGAAGAGAAGAAGGAAGAAGAUAGCAAAACGGAAGAGGAAGAAGAAGAGAAGGACGAAGAGAAGAAGGAAAAAUACGAAGAAAAGAAGGAGAAAGACGAAGAGAAGACGGAAGAGGAAGAAGACAAGAAGGAAAAGAAAGAAGAAAAGUCCACGGAGAAAAGUUUGGAAGAAAACGACGAAGUUGAUUCUGCUGAAGACGCAGCAGCAGCAGUGGAUCGCGGAACCGAGGAAGAAGCAUCGAAUGAGCCAGCAGCAGCCUCUAGCGAGCGAGAGAGCAGAGCAAAUGAGAGUGAUGACAAAGAUGAUCAUGUAGAUGACGCAUCUGACGAUAGCAACGAUGAGGAGUUGUUCCGCACUGGACCAGUCCGAUCUGGCAGUAGGAUUCCUAGUGGGUAUUUCAAGGGGCUGGAUUCAAUCCGAAGAUCCGGAAAUGUGCGAAUGCUGAGGUUCACUGAAGACGGUGUCGCAGUGGAAGGCGAAUUUGAGACCGGGGAGAUCGUGUUUCAUUUGAGGACUGACGGACAGGGAGAGUCUGUCUAUCAACCUAUGGCCUAUGUUGACAACAUCAAAGGCAUUGUCCAAUAUGUGGUGAAAUUUGAAGAGCGCAAAGGUGAGGACGACUCCCGCGCCAUUAUCCACUCCGGCGAAGUGCUGAACUACUUCGUGAAGCGCGUGGAUCCGGACGCAGUGACUGUGAACAAAUAUGUUCGCGAGGACUUUGUCGACGACAUCAAAGAGCGUAUGUCUCGCUUUGUGGAACUCGAACUGCUCCACUUCAAUGACGCCUUCGUCCACCAACUUCCGUCCAUCUUGUUUGAGGAAGAGUCGCGUGGAAAGAGCAGCAGAUCCAUUGUCUGGGAUGAUUAAGAUUUAUUUUGCUUUUCCUUUUUUGGGUCUCCUUCAUCACUGAGGGGUAGGAUUGAUCCUUCUAAUAUGGCUUGACAUGAUGAUGAUUAUGGAUUCAAUCUAAAAGAUACUGAUGAUAUCCAUUAGCAGACAAUUGAUUAAAAAUUGCAUUC